ACCCAACGUUGGUUUAAUAAUCUUUUGCUUUACUCGAUGAUUCUGUAAUUAAAGUUGCUUCAAACGUUAUUAAAAGAAAUAAAGUCUGUAAUAAAAUGCCUAUACUUGAACCAGAUACCUGGAGGCAGCAAUAUUUUGAAAACUAUCUAUGUCCACAAGAUGUAAUUAUUCCAACUCAAGAUAUAGAUGCAUAUCAUCUGUUUCCAGAGUACAACUGGGUGUACAAUAAGCUGUUAGUUGCUGAAAAACAAAACUUACCAUGUGGACCUCAUGGUACACUGCCACCUAAAGAUUGCAAGUAUCCAAUAUUUAGUAAACCUAUAUAUAACCUUCGUGGCAUGGGAGCUUGUAUACAAAUUUUUCAAGAUGAAGAAGAAUAUUUAAACUCAAUGAAACCAGGUCAUAUGUGGUGUAAGCUAUUAUUAGGCGAACACUGGAGUUCUGAUGUGGCUCUUGUUGACGGUAAACUCAAAUGGCAAUGCCAUACAAAAGGCCAUGCGUUAAAAGAUGGGACUUUUGAUUACUGGGAGAUUAAAGAAAACAAAUUUCUGAAUACUGUAGUUCAAGAUUUUGUGGAGCGAUUGUUUUCUGGCUACACUGGAAUGAUGAAUCUAGAAACUAUUGAUGGUGUAGUUAUUGAAAUUCACCUGCGAUUUGCUGAUCAAUGGCCUGAUUUAUAUGGUGACUGGUUUGUUCCUUCAUUAGUGAAUUUAUAUGCAAAUAAAGAAUUUACAGUUGGUUUUUCUAAAGGAAUUGGAUAUAGUGUUGUAUUAUUUAAUGAACCACGUCAAUAUAAGAAACCUGCACCAGAAGUAAUAGAUAACUUAAAAAAGCAGUUUUUAAAUGUAACUAGCAUUCAACUGACAUUUGAUGAAAAUGUUCCAUUUAAUUCAUACUCAAAUCCUCCCGGAGGAUAUUCAGUUGCAGUUAUUAAUGGAUAUGAUUUAGAUGAAUGUAAAAAAUUAAGAGAAAAAUUAUUUCAAAUUAUGUGUUAGUUGGUUAAGAAUUUAGUAUUACUUUAUAAAAGGUGUUUUUGUAUACUUUUUUAAUUUUAUUUUGUUUAGCAAUGUUAUCUUUGUUUUAGAAACACUCGGAAAAUACUUUAAUAAACAUUUAAUGCUGUUGGCAGAAA
Hydra vulgaris (swiftwater hydra) is the source of this 1132-nucleotide messenger RNA. Lineage: Eukaryota; Metazoa; Cnidaria; Hydrozoa; Anthoathecata; Hydridae. The record is from RefSeq and is a predicted model, not a curated record.